Molecule: messenger RNA, 5590 nt
Organism: Anneissia japonica
Lineage: Eukaryota; Metazoa; Echinodermata; Crinoidea; Comatulida; Comatulidae
Product: solute carrier organic anion transporter family member 5A1-like
Exons: 8
Coding region: 3713-5590 (625 amino acids)
Biological process (GO): sodium-independent organic anion transport; transmembrane transport
Cellular component (GO): membrane
Molecular function (GO): protein binding
Source: RefSeq, a predicted model, not a curated record
AGGCCUAUGUAUUAUGUUGAUUUAAUCUUGUUUUUUGCUUAUGUUUGUUCUUUUGUCUUGGCGAUCACUCGAUAGUGUUUUACACUUUUGGUAAUCCUUUGAGGGUAAUUUUCCUUAUCCUCAAAUGUUGUAAUAAAGGAAAAUAAAAUAAAAUGGGUCUCAUAUUUAAUAUUUUAAUAAUUAUAGUUUUAACCACUACCAUACUAAAUCAAAGUCGUCUGUGUCAGAACAAUACACGCCCUCAUCUACUCUUCUUUCACACAGAGAGAAAGUCUAACUCAUUCAUACAACUGAUAAUGAUGUUUUUGUCGAAGGGCUAUGCUCGAUACGAUAAUUACAUAAUUUGUUUUUAUAUUCGAGCGCUGUAAGUCUUAACAUUUACUAAAUACAAUUAAUGAAGCUUAUAACCACAAUGGCGUUGUGAUGAAUCAAAGCUUCAGUAGUAAUUGUAUACUUGCCAUUCUGUUUAUCCUUUUAUUUUUAACAAAAGCUACUAUUUAAAUGCAUCAGUAGGGCUACAUGUUUUUCGAGGAAAUUGGCACAAUUACUGUAAGAGUCACUUAAAGAAAAUGACAAUUUUGAAAUGUUUUCAAGAAGGAAGUCACCCAAAUUCUGAAAUUAGUUUACAGAAAAGUACAAUUACAGGUUUUCCAAGAACCAAGUCAACCCAUUUCUCCUAUGCGUCAAAUUGUUUAGGGUAAAAGCUACUGUUCCAUACAUUCAUAGGCCUACGAGUGUAGCCUUAGCUCUCUAUUGAAUUUUUAACUUAACCAUAAUUCAUCUGACAAACGUAAUGAUUUGCAGUGUCGUUCUGUAAGUUGCCAGCUAUAGAUUUCAAGUACAUCGACCGAGAAUAAUUGGAUUGGCAAGCGCUAUUCAAGUCAUAAUGUAUGCCUCUACUACUUUACCGCAUUACAUCACAAUGUCACUGUCAUUUUACCAUCAGUGAAAUGCAAGUAAAUAUGCAUUCUCUAAGCAAUCCCUCUUCACGGUAUCCACUAGUGAUCCAACUAGUUUCGUAAUAGGCCUAUUUAGGCUUUGUUUUUUGUAUAUUUUUUAACUGCGAGUAACUGGUCAAUUACAGAUACAAAUAAUCUGUAAUGUGAUGGAACCAAGUUGCGUAUCAUCAAGGAGCUUAGGGAGUAGAAUUGUGUCAAGUCACAAGAUAUGUUGACACUCUCUUGACUAACAAAAUUUAAUUAUACGUAACUGGUUAACAUGUGACUGUGAGAAUUAUUCAUUUAUGGAUCAAUGCUGCACUGAAUGGGUAUAUUUCUUUCUAGGCCAUAUAGGCAGAUCCGAGCGUAAUGAAGGUUAAUGUCCAUUCUAUUUGUUAACAGAUCUUAACACUCCUUAAAUGACGGAAGAAUAGCAUUUACUUGGCUUACAGUAUGCCUAUUUUUCUGUUUAUAUUAUUAGUCAAUAAGAAUUAGCUCUACCAAGGCAAGUACAGUAUACGUACUUGUGCAUGUUAACACUCACCUAUCAUAUUUUAAUUUUUUAUUAAUUUUUUCUUUCAAUUAUUGUUUAAUAUAUUAAAUAUUAGGUUUAUCACACACUCUAAUCCAAUCCAAUCAAAACGUAGACUAAAAAGGCGUAUGAAGUCCUAGUAACCGAAGAUGAGGGAGUGUUCGAAAAGAAACAAAUUGAGAAAUCAAAGGGAUACAGAAAGCCAGACGACAAAGGGACACAGAAAGCCAGAAACAAAAAAGUAUAGUUUAAGGACAAAGUAAGUAACAUUAGGUAAGGAAGUCAAUGGUCGCGUAGUCUGUAAGAACUUGUUCUUGUAAAGGGACCACUGUAUAAUCUGUUGUAAAUAUUUUAAAAAUGAGGCAAUGAACAGAGUAGAAACGUCCAGACCACUCCAGUGAUGGAAAGUUGUGCAUGUUUCAUUUUCCAUGUAAGCCUACAGAUGAUUAAUUCCAUGCCCAAAGUUAAUAAUAUUAUCACAGCCUAUGUAACUACGUAGGACUAGACUCUUCAAAAGUUUUUUUUUUUUUUUUUUUUCGGAUUAUGAGUUUUUUGUAACACCCACAUAUUAGCAAUGUAGAGAAAUGUUCGCAAGGUAAAGGUAAAGGUAGAAGAAUAACCCAUAACUUGCAGCUUCAUUGUGCUGAAUUGCGUAUGGGCGUGGUCCGUGACUAUCUAGCAGCCGUAAAAGAGGCGCUUAUAGUAGCUACACUACAUGUUCAAAUCAUUCCACAAUGGGUUGAAAUGAACCAUAGUAUCGGGGUAAACUCCCCCCCCCCUACUCUUCCGACAGAUGCAAUAGGUUCUUUAAAGUUCACACGAGCCAGAUGUGUACACUGGACCUCCUUAGAGAAGAUAACCAUGGAAGAGGUGCGGCUGGAACAAGCGCUGAUGUUAAAUCUUUAGUUAGCGGCGCCCCUGCCUUCCACUCGGCCACUCAACUCGCCCGAAAAAUAACACUUUUGAACUACAGUACAUGCAGACAUUAAUGAUAACUACAGGUAGAAAAUGACGGCUGAAAUUAACCAUAUUUCAUGAGCCAAAACGUAAAGUUAAAAAAUAAAAUAUUUAAAGAAAGAACUAUUUAAAUAAUCAUUUGUUAUCUUCCCCUUAUUUUAGGCCCAUUUUGUACACAAACGUUCUAAGAUUAUUCACAUUUUGUUAGUAAUUGAUCUGUAUGUGAUGGAUUCGACUAAAGAUAAGAAAUACGACAAGAUGAUCAAUCAAAAUGCUAUCUAAAUAUUAAAGCGGUAGUCAGACAGUUCAGUCAAUACAAAAAAGAUAUCUGAAGUCCACGUGAGCACGAUUGUUGGAUGGAAAAAUAAUGACACACAUUAGCAAUGCUAUAUUACUUCAUUUUUUAAAAAUAAAAUUUGAGUGUCAAUAUUGUACCAGAGUCGUAGAAACAUUGAGGCAAUCGAAAUAGCUUAGGUCUAGUAUUACAUUGUUUGCUUGAGCAUUAAUGUAAAUAUGGAGAGAAUUAGCAAACAUGAACUUAUGAUAUUUGGUUCUAACAUUCCUUGAUUUUAGUACAAAUGAUUUACUAGAGCCUAUAUUAACAGAAGUAUUCUCAUUUUUGCAGUUUGUGUAAAAUAGGAACGAGUUCUCUUUCUCAUUUUUUAAAUCUUUGUGUACUCCAUGUUAGCACCCAUUAUUGUGCGAUUGGUUCUUAUCCAAUAAAUCUACAGCUUUUGUAUUCGCAUUUUACAUUUAAGUUCAAUAUAAAAUACAAAAGCACAAACACCUAUACCUAAACUAAUUUAAAAAUACACAAACAGAAUGCAGACAAUAAAUUAUAAACUGUACCGCUAAGCGGUUAUAAAACUGGGCCUUCUUAAAAGGCCUUUCAUUUUUUCCCUAAAAUUCAUUAAAAAAUAUCUAACACUAUAAUUGUAUUAUAUAUCAUUGUUUUAGAUAUUCUGAAUGUAUUUAGGAAAGGCAGUAGCCCUGCACAGCAAUUUUCAAUCUUAGGUGUUGCUAAAAUCAAUUUAUCAAAAUAUAGACUACAAUAGAUCCGAUACGGUUUGUAUCUUGUCACUGCUGUCUGCACGACGCCCCCUUACAUCUAUAUCAAUAUCGAAAUAUGAUUUACCUAUCCAUCACAAUGGCAUUAUAAAAAAGGCUCAUGUUUGCGUAGACGUCUCGAUUAUAUCGAGUGAACUUUAAACCCAUAGGUCUAUUAUUACUUUCAUGUAGGGUUAAGCUGUAGUAGUUCUGGUAGCGGAAUCGAUUUACUAAGCUUAUGAAAGCUAAAUACAGAGAUGUGUUUUUGGUUUAUACAUACUUUUCGGAAUCUCAAAAGAUGAGUAGCAAAGAAAAUGUUGAGCAAUGUUUCAGUUGGGAACAACCUCCAUCUCCGGUAACAAAUAAUUAUACAUUUAUCAAUCAGGAGAUAUCGUCGGGUUGUGGUACACCAUCGAUGACCUCUUCUUUGAGAAUUACUCGGCAACCAAUUAGUCGUUCAUCGGUCAGAAAAUACCGACUUGGUUCAGACGAAGAAUUCAGAAGUUUCAGAAGCAAAUGUGUCCGCACAUUAUGUAAUCCAGUCACAUUUUUUAUUCUUGUGUGUAUUAUUUUAUUCACAAGCUCAGUAAUCAACAUUAUCUGGUUGGAAAAUGUACACAGCACACUCGAGAAACAGUUUGAUCUUCCCUACAAUCUUAUCAUGCGUUUAAACGAGGUUAGCUUCCUGUCAACUAUUUUAUUCUGGUCUUACAUAGGCUCCAAAUCUAACCGACCGAGGGUGAUUGCAGUUGGGGCAAUUCUAAUGGCUAUAGCAAUUGGUAUCAUUGCUUUAUCGAAUGUAUUACUAGAUCCAAAGCAGUACUUAACAAAAUUUACUCACAUUAAACAUCAAAGCAUUUUGUGUACUAAUGAUAGUAACCAUACUGACUUUACUCUAAACGAUGAAUAUAAUAAAUAUAACUCUAUGUCAUCACCAAUGGUGUUUUUAGUAAUGCUAGGACCUAUUUUGUAUGGAAUAGGCAAAGCGCCUCUCUUUCCUCUGUCGAUUACCUAUCUGGAUGAUUCUACCAAAGAGCAACACACAACCUCUAUUUAUAUAGCUAUAUUAGCAAGUGCAGCAGCCGGUGUCGGUCUUGCGCUUCGUCUUAUAAAUUGUCUUGGCUUCUUAAGUUUUUCUGUUAAUAAAAAAGGAAACCAACGUAAAGAAACUUCACAUGGACUACUUGCUCGUAACGUCUGGUGGCCUGGCUAUGUGAUUGGAUGUAUAAUUUUGUUGAUCUGCGCUAUUGUACUGUUAUUUUUUCCAAGUACACCACAACCUACAUGCUGCAGGCCAAAGAAAAGACGACGUUCAAGUAGCUGUAAUUCAGAAGAGGUUUGUGGCACCAUUCAUUCAUCUCGGAAAAAUCCAAGCUCUAAAGAAACUACGAAGCUAAGAUUUAAAAGACGAAUUUGUGAGUUCUUCAAGACGGGUAAACGAAUGAUAACAAACUGGGCUCUUCUACCAGUGCUUCUAGUUGCCAGCGGUGAAGCUGCCCUCAUUGUCUGUAUAAUAUCUUAUAUUGUUAGUUUCAACGAUAAUGCGUUUUCUGAUUCUAACGCCUCUGCUCUUAUUAUUGAAGCUGUCAUUAUAGUAUUAGCAGUAAUAGUUGGAAAUAUUACAAGUUGUGUAUACGUGAUUAUAAGAAAGCCGACACCCAGACAGCUUGCACGUUCUCUAUUGGUACUGUGCGUCUUAGGCGUACUGAUAUCACUACCAAUGUUUUCGACUGGUUGUGACAAUCCUGAGAUAUCUGGACUUCCAUUAGAGGAAAGUCUGUGUGGUUGUUCAUGUCCCAGCAAUACGUAUUCACCAGUCUGCGGCAAAGAUGACGUCACGUAUGUGACGCCUUGUCAUGCCGGAUGCGAAGGUGUUGAAUUCAAUAGCAAUGAAAGUAAUAAGGUGUAUAUUGACUGUUAUUGCGUUUCAUCCAAAGAUGUAAACCAAACAGAUCUUGCUUCUGACCAUGUUGUUGAAGGGGAAUGUGAAUGGAACUGCGACAUGUUUAUACCCAUCACUAUUUUCAUAGCUUCCAUAAUUUUUAUAGAGUCGUUUAAAAUCAAUCCUACAAUAAUUAUUACAUUGAGGUUUCUUCCCGUCAUUAUAUUACACUAA